Messenger RNA from Ostrea edulis (European flat oyster), 4437 nucleotides. RefSeq names its product E3 ubiquitin-protein ligase SH3RF3-like. The transcript has 14 exons. Bases 383 to 2692 code for a protein of 769 amino acids. NCBI's taxonomy places the organism in Eukaryota, Metazoa, Mollusca, Bivalvia, Ostreida, Ostreidae. Gene Ontology annotation, biological process: protein ubiquitination; positive regulation of JNK cascade; positive regulation of proteasomal ubiquitin-dependent protein catabolic process. The record is from RefSeq and is a predicted model, not a curated record. Gene Ontology annotation, molecular function: ubiquitin protein ligase activity; protein binding.
AGGCCAAAUGCGGAACUAUGGAUGUAACAGAUCUAAUUAUUGUUGAAUAUUGUAGAAAAAUAGCGUUGAAUCAAAAUUCUUGAUUAUAUAGAAGAUAUUCUCACUGCGAAAAUUUUAUAUGUGACUUUUGUUUAGAACUAUAUUUAGGGCGGAAGAAUAAUCAUAACACCGCGCAAUAACUUCCGGCGUGAAGAAAAAAUGGACGAUUUUUCUUGACUAAAACUUAGGAAGAAGUAAUUAUUGCUCAUAAAGUCAGUAUCGUUAAUUAUUUAAGCAUGAGGUGUCCGUAUAGUCAUACCAGUAAUAAUUUAGUGCAAAUGGAUAUCAUUAAAAGUGAAGCAGUAAUUUGAAUAGUUUAAAUAACAAUGUUCAUGUCGAGAGGAUGGAUGAGCAAUCCUUAAAUGAGCUACUUGAAUGCUCAGUAUGUCUUGAACGUUUAGAUCAUACAAGCAAAGUACUCCCAUGUCAGCACACAUUCUGCAGACGUUGUUUGGAUGAAAUAUACUGUAUGAAACGCGAACUCCGGUGUCCUGAAUGUAGGACUGUGGUGGAAAUUCCAGUGGAAGAGCUACCCUCUAAUAUUUUGCUCAUUAGGCUGUUAGAAGGAUUGAAGACCAAAAAUUCUUCAGAACGCUCCAGGUCUCCUAGGAAAUUUGAGGAACACACUCCUUUUGGGGGUCAUACAUCUAAACAGCAGAGUUUUGCACUAAAUCAGCCAUCAGCCAAAGCUUUGUACAAUUAUGAUGCAACAGAACAAAGUGACCUUUCUUUUAAGAAAGGGGAUAUUAUAUUGCUCAAGAAACAGGUUGAUGAAAAUUGGUAUCAAGGGGAGUUGAACAACCGUCAGGGAUUUUUUCCUGCUACUUAUGUUCAGGUGAUUGUUGCCUUACCUGCAACAAUACCACAAUGCAGAGGGCUGUAUGAUUUUGAUGUUGAGGAUGAAAAUGAUAAGAAAGACUGCUUAUGUUUUAAAAAGGAUGAAAUAUUGACUGUGAUAAAAAGAGUAGAUAGCAAUUGGAUUGAGGGGAAAAAGGGAGAGAAAAUUGGAAUAUUUCCGAUUUCUUUUGUAGAGUUGAAUGAUGCUGCAAAAGCUUUGAUAAGCUCCAAGAGUUCCACAAACAGUUUGGGUGGAGGUGACCACACGUCACCCUCUCACACUCAGUUUCUUAAUCCCGCCUCUAUAGCCAGUCAGCUCCCUCAACAGAAGCGACAUUCAUUUACAGCAAUGCAGGAAACACCCUCUCAUGUUUACCAUCAUAAUCGCAGAUCUUUAGAAUUAAGCAGCAAAGGAAAUCUGGAAAUACCCCCGCCAUCUUCUGCAUCAGGUCAUGCGAGAUCCCCACCGCCAGUGCCAAGGAAAGGGCCAGAGCAGUCCCCGAGUGUCACUGACCAAGCCGGGCUAGGCAGCAGAGAGAAGACAUCAAGUAGUAGGGGAGCAGCAUCAUUGCAAGAAAACUCAAAUUCUAGUACUUCAAAGACCAAAAUAUUUGUUGCACUUUAUAACUACACACCUCAGAAAGAUGAUGAGGUUGAAUUAAAGAAAGGAGAUUACUACAGUGUUAUAGAGGCUUGCCACGAUGGAUGGUUCAAAGGUCGAUGUCUCAAGACGGGCAAAGCCGGUGUCUUUCCUGGAAAUUAUGUUCAGAAAGUCAGAUCCCCCACCACAGGAAGUGCUCCAAAUAGUGUCCAUAAUGUACGUGCCAAAGCAUCAUCUGCUUCAACAUCUUCAUCAUCAAAAUCUUCAUCCAGGCAGGAAAAAGUAGUUCCAUCCAGACAGGAAGUGUCGUGCUCUUUCAGACAAGACAGUAGUGCUUCAUCCAAACACCUGUCUCAAAACUCCAACAAACCUGUGCCAUCGUCAGCGUCUUCCAGUUCAUCGUCUGGCUUACAAGUGUCCCCUCUCCCGUCUUCCACUCACAGAUCCCACCUUCAUCCACCCUCUAUACAUGUAGCAUCACAGGCUGCAGAGGCCUGUGGUAACUCCAAAAUAUCCUCAUCAUCCCAUGUUACAGAACAUAUGUCACCACCAGCUGGAAAUGUACCAAAACCUGUGUAUGUCAAGGCGUCAAAAUCAGGACAUUUGAGGACCACUUCUGAAGAUGUGCAGACAUUAGCUGCUAAUGCAGUGGUGAUACCUCCUAAUUCAGUAAUAGGUAAAUCGGGCCCUGCAUUGGGUGGUGUCAGUACCUUGGUGUCUUUGGUCCCCAAUGCACAAUUACCAGAUUCUGUGGGUGCUUCAGGAGAGUCUUCACAGUCGAACAAGAAAGAGAGAAAGGAGAAGGAAAGAAUGAGCCUUGUGAAGAGACUGACCUCUGGAAAGCAUAAGAAGGUCAAGUCUACCCCAGAUAGUGAUGGAGCUGUACCCCAGGAGAAAAUAGCACACACAAGAUCAGGAUCCUACCCCUCAGAGGUUGCCACCUCAGUGGAGGGUCAGCAUGUCAAGACCGGGUCAUUUGAUUCCUCCAUCUACCCUCCACAUGGAUCAAAACAGAGCAAGCAAAAGGCUCUUAGUCGAGAAAAAUACAGAUGCAAAGAACCUUACCCUGCACAACAUGUGAUUGAGUUGGACCUUAUGGUAGGAGAUAUUGUUUAUGUGACCAAAAAGCGAGAGGACGGCUGGUUCAAAGGAACGCUACAAAGAAGUGGGAAAACGGGUUUAUUUCCUGGAAGUUUCGUGGAAAAAGUGGAUUGAUAGAAUUCAGCAUUACCUCUGUAUUUAUUCAAUAGAUAAAAAUUCACUUGCAGUAUGCAGAACAGGAGUCGUGUAAAGUGAUGGAAUGUUUAGCUGUAAAUGAAAUGCCUUACGGAAUGCAGUGCUUCAUUUUAACAGAAACAUGCUACUGCGGUAGUACAGUCAAACUGAUUUUUGGCAGUUGAAAUAAUGUUCACUUUAAUGACACCAUUUAACAACUCUCUUCAUAAGAAAGUGAUAGUUUUGUGUUCUUGAAUGUCUAAAAUUCUAGGUACUGGCAGGACUUAAUACGAGGUUUAUUCAUGGUCGUCAUUUUCUGUCAUCACUGAUGCUGGGUUGUUUUUUUUUUCUUCGCAUAUUUUGGUUGUGACUGCCAUUUUAGUUAUGCAUUUUCAGUUGGAUAUUAUGGAUGCAAUAUUCUAAAUAUUGAUUUUACAUUACUUUUUCAUGCGAUACUUUUCCAUGUUAACAUAAUUGAUAAUUAACAUUUCAAAUUAAGGUUGCUAACAAACAUAUGUAUAAUGAUCUUAUUUUGUAUACAACUAGCUUGCAUUUACAGUAUAUUAUGAACACUGGGCAUUUAUAGACAUUAUAAACGUGCAGUAACUGUGCAUAACGUGUUUGACAUCCAACAUAUUGUUCAAGCUUGUACAUGUAUUUAUUUUCUUCUUCAUAUUAUUGAUGCUGAAAACUCUUCCUAUUCCUCAUUUGCAGCAUGCUUAAUGUAGAUUGAGAGGACUGACCAACACAUACUAGUAACUAAGACUUUAAGUGAUUCACAAACAAGUUUUGUGUAUAAACAAAAAUGUAUGUGGUGUGUGUGUGUGUGCUUUAUUUAGGGAUUGAAAAAGUGAUUCAAUGAGGUUCAACAGUGCCAUUAUAUGUAUUACAAUGUGUCCAUAUUCAGUCUGAAAUCUUUACUAGUUACAGUUGACUCUCUCUUUGAAGCAUACUCAGAUUGGUGAAGAGACAAUGUCAAGUUUGUUUUGAAACAGAUUACCCAUGAACUGGUACUUAUUUUCAAACGGGGGUUUCAUUAUAAAAGGAAACUGUAGAUUUCUUAUGUAUGUGACGAAUUUAUUAUCGCAUGAUUUAACAAGGAGCACUACCCACAAAAUACAAUUGCUGCUUUUAUUUUUAUAUUGCUGAAAUACAUUUAAAUACUCUUGAUCAUGUUCGCAUGAUUACAUGUCAUUUCGCGAUAUUAAGUACUCACGUAACACGAGAAAUCUACAGUAAUUUAUUCCUUGUGAGUUAAGUCAUCUGAGUAUACAAUAUUCUGAUUAUUUCGUGAGUAUACAAUAUUCUGAUUAUUUCGUGAGUAUACAAUAUUCUGAUUCGUGAAAUCCAAAAUUGUAGUUGUAUUUCUGUGUUGUUAGAUGAAACAAAACAUGGAGACAUACUCAGAUCAGUGAUAUUUUUUGAAGUUGAUAUAGUUGUGAUUUUUACAUGUUUAAUUAUAAAAGCAUUUAUGGAGCUAGUGCUGUGAACUAUUUAUAAAAUUGAUUUUAUCAGAGCCGGAGUUUAUUGUAUAGAUAAAACAUUUUUAUUUUUUAUGUGUUGUGAGUGUCUAUGCAUUGUUUAUUGUUCCUGGCUUGCACAGAAAUGUUAUUUUUCUUGUCUAUGCAUCGUUUUAUACAUGAUUACGUACAUGUAGAUGAACAUUCCAACAGCAAUGUGGUGUAACACUGUGUUGUUAUACACCCUAGAAGUUAAUAAAGUCACAAUGAGAUUUCUCAAAAAAA